This is a messenger RNA of Cavenderia fasciculata, 1203 nucleotides long. RefSeq lists its product as uncharacterized. The transcript has 2 exons. Gene Ontology annotation, cellular component: Fanconi anaemia nuclear complex; FANCM-MHF complex. Gene Ontology annotation, biological process: replication fork processing; resolution of meiotic recombination intermediates. Lineage: Eukaryota; Evosea; Eumycetozoa; Acytosteliales; Cavenderiaceae. The record is from RefSeq and is a predicted model, not a curated record. The coding region runs from base 1 to 1203 and encodes 400 amino acids. Gene Ontology annotation, molecular function: protein heterodimerization activity; chromatin binding.
AUGAUGGACUCUCUCUUAGAUAGUAGUGGUGAAGAAGAUAACCAUAAUGAAGAGGAUCAACAUAUAUUUGAUAGUACAUUUGGUGAAGGUAGAGAUAAAAGAAAGAGAAAGAAAUCUACUUCUUCUUCGUCUACCUCCAAAUCAAAAGGACAAGGUAAAAAGGUACAAAAGAAAGAUUCUUCCUCUUCAACCAAACCAAAGACAAGUACUACUAGUACUAGUAAUAAUAAUGGUACAACAAAGUCAAUAUCUAAAAAUAAUAAUAAUAAGGAUGGAUCAAAAUCAAAGAAUAAUAAUGGUAAAACAUCACCAAUUAAAAUAGAUGAUGAUCAAGAUACAGAACCAGAGGAUGAAGAUCCUCUAUAUAAAUCGACUACAUCAUUCUUUGAUGAUGCUACUGAUCGAGAUGAAGAAGGAGAAGAAAACUCUGAUGACGAUACAAUCGAAGAUGAAUCUCACACUUAUGAUAGUGAUAGUGAUGAUCCUUUUGGUGAACGACCUAAAGGUGGAAAUAAUAAUAAGACUACAUAUAACAAUAAUAACAAUAAUAAUAGUAGUAGUAAAAAGACAACAACAUCAAAGAGACAAACUAAAUCUGGAUCACAUCAUACCGAUCAAUUGGAAGAUGAAUUUGAUAUAAAUGAAUAUGAUAAUGCAUACAAUGGAGAAAUGAAUGGUGAUGAAGUGAUGGAUGACAAAAUGACAAAAUUAAAACAAGCAUUACAAUACUCUGUUGCGAGGAUUAGUGAACGUGAAACUGAAUCCAAUCAUAGAAUUGUUACUCAUCAAGCUAUAAAUGCUCUUAGUCAUUUAAUGUAUAGAUUAUUAAAAAAUAAUAUUUCAAAAGACCUAUUUUUAUAUUGCAAACAUGCAAAACGUCAAACUAUAACAAUGGAUGAUGUUAUUUUAUUAUCAAAGACUAAUCCUACAGUUAGGAAAAAAUUGUUUGCUAAAAAAAGAGAGAUUUUAGGUAUACCAUCUCCAACUGCUAGUACAGACGAUGACUAUUUUUCAACAACAACUACAACGACUACUACAACAAAUAAUUCGAAUCAAUUAAAACAAACAACUCUUACUUCAUCAAAAUUAAUUAAUCCCAUUUAUCCUAAAUCAUCUAAUAAUAAUAAUAAUAAUAAUAAUAAUAACAGUAAUAAUAAUAAUAAUAAUAAUGGGAAAUUCAAUGAUGAUGAUAUUUUCAGAUAA